AACACCAGAAUAAACUCGUUUUGCGUUAGUCUUAUGCAAUAGGUUUGUCAUCGAUUUCGUGACUUUCUCUUGACAUACGCACCAAUAAGCGUGUUUUCGCAACUUCAUCAUGUCGAACUGCAUCGGUUUUCAGACACAAAUAACCUCGAUCAUGGAGAUUGUGACGAAAACGGCCGUGGCAGAGAUCUGCAAGCUGGUGGAGGAGGGAUACGCGGUGCUGCGCUUGGAAAUUUCCCGAAGCCAGAGAGAAAUCGAGUUACUCAGAGAGAAACUGUCGAUACAGACGGUGGAGAGCGCCGUCCUGAGAGAGAGUCCCGCGGAUGGUCCCUCAGGGCUCAGUCCCUGGUCCAGUGAUGAUCUGCACCCGGGAGCAGCGGCGGUUUUUGAGAAGCACUGGGUGGCACCUUGGAGAGAGGAAGAGCUCCCGGAUGGGGUUAGGGAUGUCGAGCAAGACAAGGUGCAGUCCACAGUGGCUGACAGAAAGUCCGAGCUCGUGAUUAUCAAAGAAGAGGAUUUGGAUAUCAGGGAUUCAAAAGGAGAGCUGGAGGCCUUUGAAGAGAGAAUUGCAGAGCUUGAGAUGGCAGAUGGCAGAAAUGGUGAAAGUUGUCUCACCGGAGACACGCAGAUGGGACCGGCGAUAAAAGGAAAAGAGGACACUGAGCAGCACUGCAGCACGCACGGUGUUUGGGAGGACAGCAGACUGGACACUGCUCUCGAAGCAGUGGUGGAAAAGGAGACGGAAGAAAUGGAAAAUCCAAGAUGUCAUCUUACCAAACUGAAAGAGAGUAAAGGAGAAGCAGACUAUCGGGAAUCGGACUGUACCACAUUUCCCAAGUCUGUUCAGAUACACAUUUACAGCAGUAAUAGUGCUGCAACAGAAAAUGAAAACCCACCUACCUGUCACAAAUCAGGAGAUUACACUGAAAAUAUUCCAGUUACCUCUAAGCCACAUAUUAACAGUAAUCUUCCGCCCGAAAGAUCUAUUAAGAAGCCAGUUGUCACGAGAGAAAAGCAUUUGAACUGCUUGUACUGUGGGAAGAGUUUCGGUUCAUCCCGCAAUCUCGAAGUGCACAACAGAAUUCAUACAGGAGAGAAACCAUUUAGCUGCACUCAUUGCGGGAAGCACUUUGCGCAGUUAGGCCAUCUUAUAACGCAUCAGCGAGUUCACACGGGAGAGAAGCCGUUUAAAUGUACCGUGUGCGGAAAGCAGUUUGCACAGUCGAAUAACCUCGUAAGGCAUAAAAGCGUUCACUCAGGGAAAAAGCCCUUCAGGUGCCCACAGUGCGGGAAGAGCUUCAAAACCUCGACGCACUGCAGAAGACACGAAAUUAUUCACUGUGGGCCGACACCCGAAUCCGUUUGCCUCAGUAGCGCUGUAAAUUUGUACCCCGAUGUGCCAACAAGAAAAGAAAAUAGUUAGUUGGGAACUUGCGUAAAUGUGUGUCUAAUGUAGCCUUACUGUUAACUGAACAGAGGAGAUACCGCUGCAUUUUUCAUGCAUAGUAUUCAAAUCUGAGUUAUCAUCUGUCUGCACUGCUGAAAAGGGUGAGAAUUAUGGAAAACUAACCGUACUUUGUUUGCAGAUAUAUUUCUGUGGUCAAGGGGUGCAUAAGUAAUCCUGUCUUUGAAAGAAAAUGUGCAUAUUAUUAAUUUGUACUGAGCAAACUCCUUUGUCUAACGUGACUCACAAAGCUUUACUCCUAAGCUACUUAUUGGUGUCUUCCUGUCCACACAACAGAGCAAUUUAACACACACACAGUCUACGGGUAAUUCACUCGAAAUGCAUAACUUUGGACUGCGAUAGGAAACCAGAGCACCUGAUGAAACCCCCUCCCCAACACAGAGAGAACCAGAUUCCCACCUACAUCUGAUCCCAGUGCCCAGGACUGUGAGGCACCAGCACUACCCACUGUGCCACUUAUUAAUGGCAGUUAACACUGUUGGAUUAACAUCUUGUAUCAUUA
Scleropages formosus (Asian bonytongue) is the source of this 1964-nucleotide messenger RNA. Its product is annotated as zinc finger protein 484-like. Gene Ontology annotation, molecular function: DNA-binding transcription factor activity, RNA polymerase II-specific; RNA polymerase II cis-regulatory region sequence-specific DNA binding. The coding region runs from base 110 to 1420 and encodes 436 amino acids. The transcript has 4 exons. The record is from RefSeq and is a predicted model, not a curated record. Gene Ontology annotation, biological process: regulation of transcription by RNA polymerase II. NCBI's taxonomy places the organism in Eukaryota, Metazoa, Chordata, Actinopteri, Osteoglossiformes, Osteoglossidae.